Molecule: messenger RNA, 2353 nt
Organism: Dreissena polymorpha
Lineage: Eukaryota; Metazoa; Mollusca; Bivalvia; Myida; Dreissenidae
Product: putative tyrosinase-like protein tyr-3
Exons: 8
Coding region: 35-1621 (528 amino acids)
Molecular function (GO): oxidoreductase activity
Source: RefSeq, a predicted model, not a curated record
AUUAAGCUCGUGGGGAAAUUCAAGCAUAGCAAUAAUGUUUUACAAAGGAGUCUUUGAUGUGAGCCUUUGGUGUACGAUAGCCGCUUUUGUGAAUGCCCAGCAGCCGUGCCCGAGCGAUGUGUUUGUGAAACCAGCAGAGGUCCUAGCGUGCGAGCAACGUGCACAGAACGAGCCUGUGAACCAAACCUUAGCUGCCGAGGCGUGCCUGCGGACGUACUUUGUGAACAGAGUCACCGCCAACCCCUUGCUACCAGAAGACUUCGCUAUGCUCGGAGAAUUCGCCGCAAAAAAGUUCGGGAAAAAUCCACCUGCUAGCGGCUACCGAAUAAGACGCGACAUCAGAGUUCUCACAGUCACCGAGCGACAGAAGCUCUUCCGUGCGUUCAACGUUUUGUACAAGACGGGCGUGCUGCAAAGGUUCGCACGUCUCAGCGGCCAACAGGUUCUCCGGAAACACCGCGGGGCCAGCUUCUUUCCCUGGCACCGCGUCCUCUUGGCGGCGGUAGAGGAGAAGCUGCGUGAGAUCGAUCCAGAAGUGUCGCUGGCUUACUGGGACUACACAGCAGACUACUAUCUACCACUUCCAUCGGACUCUGUCAUCUGGAGCCCGUGCUUCGUCGGCAACGGUGAUGGUAUCGUCCGCGAGGGUCCCUUCCGGUUUAUGUACGGCGGCUUCAACACGCUGAUCAGUCGCGACAUCGCGCCGAACGGAACCUGUCCACCCCGCUUGAUCAACAAGGACGAUGUUGACGAGUUGAUGAGAUAUUGCUAUUAUGCGAACAUCACUACUGGAAAUACGAAGACCUACUACACUCAGCCCCACAAUCUCGAGAUCCUACAGAAUGGCGUCCACAUGUGGGUGGGCGGUGACAUGUCCAACACGCCGGCGGCUCUAUACGACCCCGUGUUUUUCUUGCACCACGUUUUCAUCGACUACAUCUGGGAGCAGUUCCGGACCCGACAGUCGUCCUUGAGUUGCCGAGUGGACGUUGAGAGAGACUACCGGGAACCAGGCGACUACGCAGUCGACAACUUCCCCGGCCACGCCCCCUGGGAGGAGAUGCACGGAUUCGAGUACCUGCAGAACCGCGACGGUCUGUGGCGCAACUGGACAACCGCUUUUUACGGCUACGAACCGGCGCCGAAGUGUCCCGACUGCGGCAAUUCGGAGAACCUCUACUGUGACAGAGAAAUCGAUCCGCGCCGACCGGAAGGCGUCUGUGUGACGAAGACGAAGUUCUUUUGCGUCGAUCAGCCCCCAAUGGACGUUGAAAGAGACAAACCGUUUCAAGAGCAGCUAGGUGGCGGUGCAAUUGUUACCCUGGGAACUAGAGAAGAAGGGCUGCCAGGGGACGGUCGUACCAGAUUCAUGUCACAGGAAGAGGGCCUUGCUAUUCUCAGAGAGCAGGUUGGGCACAUGACCGCGUCUACGCCAUCUGUAACGUUGAAUGCAAAGGAACCGGACGCACCAGGGAACCUUAAGCCAACGCUGACAUUGAAUCUGCACGAGGAAUUGUACGUUAUUUCGAGCUCUGACAGCCAGAGGGCGCUCGGAAAGUACGAGGCAAUCGUCCGGGCUCUGUUCACCACAACUAUCGUGAUCCUUGCCAGUUUGAUUUAAGUAUUUCCUGCAACACGAUCCUGCUAUUUGUGUAGUUUGAAUGAAUUUGUUACUGGAUAACGAUAAAUUUAGUUGACAACCGUCUUUAGUUGAAUGAAUGGUUUCAGGCAGCGUUUGACAUAAUAUAUUGUAAUUUUAUCAAUCAGUGUUAGCUUUUGGUGCAGUUUACACGUUUGUUGAUGCAUGGUUAGUGUUAGAAUUAGGAGUGAGACUUGCCUGGUAAUAAACGAAGAUAUAUUUGUUACAAUUAUUGUCAAAAGCUUUAUUUUUUGUUGAAAUUUGAGCAGUCGGACAUAGAUCAGAAGAUUGUGUCGAUACUUAUCUGUUUUGCGUGUUAUUGUUUUCGCACGUGUGUGUGUUUUUACAUACAGUUGACCACCGCUAUUUCGAACACCGUAAAUGCAAAUACACUGCAAAUUUUAAUAUUUCCGUGCAACAAUUAUUUCUUUCUUAUUGAAAGAGUAAUUGCUCACAUUUUCUGUGUUUUCCAAAUUUAUUGUUGAAAUGGUGUAUUCUUAACCAAAUAAUUGCAGUUUUAAAGAUUGCUUAAUUUAUAAAUUAGUAUUAACCAGUCUUCAUCUACAAAUACACGUAUCAACAUAUGAAGCAAUAUUACAGCCUUCGCCUUUUUCACUUGAAGAUGAACCAGUUCACAAAACACUUUCCGAUUGUAAACAAUAAAUAUUAAUUGUUGUCACAACGACUUAUAUAAAACGCUAUUUAUCAUAUUCU